UCAACGAAAUUUCAAAAGGAAAUAUGUGAAAUUGGUUCCUUGUACAGUCAAGGGAAAUCAGCAAGUAUGAAAGUUUUAACUUCAACCAGAAUCAUUCAAUUAUUAUGAUAAAAAAAUCUGAGUUAAAUGUUUUAAUUUUUAUCGCGCUUAGAAUUACAUCUAAUUAGUAUUUAUGUUACUCGUUCGCCAUUUUUAGCAAAGACAACAUGGAAAAUCUAGAAUUCGAAGACAUUCUACUGGAGCUUGGAGAUUUUGGACCAUAUCAGAGAAACUUAAUGAUUAUUUUCCUGUUACCUGCUUCUUUCAUCCUACCUUGGCUGACCAUGAACAUGAUUUUCAUGGUUACGCUUCCUGAGCACUGGUGUAAUGUACCCGAAGUGGCAGCUUCAAACUUAAGCAUCGAAUUGCAAAGAUCUUUGAUCAGUCCUGCGACGGAAUCUUCCUGUCGUAUGCGCGACUUGAACUACACAGAUCUCUUAAUGUCUGAUGGACCUUUGGUAGUCCCGGAAAAUGCAUCUACAAAGCCGUGUGAUAACGGCUGGCUGUAUGAUACUUCGGAGUAUGAUUCAACUAUAGCGACACAGUGGGAUCUUGUUUGUGAUGACUACCACUAUGUCAGUUUUGUACUGCUGUGGUGGGGUCUGGGCACCAUCAUUGCUACUCCAGUGUAUGGCGCUUUGUCAGAUAAAAUUGGAAGGAGGCUUGUGUUUUUUGUCGUCGCCUUCGUCGCGGCUGUGUCCUCAGUGGCCUCUGUCCUUGUUAAAGAUUUCACUGCGUUCAUCAUCCUUAAGACAAUUCAUGGUUUUCUUAAGCCAUCCUUGUUUCAACUUCCUUUCAUUAUUGUUCUAGAGCUGGUAGCUCCUGCUAAAAGAACUCGGAUGAAUGGUAUGUCAUGCAUUAUUUGGUCUGUCGGAGCUUUCUUUGUGCCACUGAUAGCCUACUUGACGCAUGGAUGGAUCGCUAACGGGCUCUUUUCCUCCGCUGUCACUUUCAUCUUUUUUGCAUACUGGAAAUUCAUACCGGAAUCUCCUCGAUGGCUUGUAUCAAAACACAGAUAUGACGAAGCUGUUGAUAUUCUAGCAGAAAUUGGUGAGAAAAAUGGUAAACCUCAAGAUCGCAAAAUUCUCCUUUCAAAGUUAAAGAAACUAGGAGAGAAAAUGGUACGAGAUAAAGAAUUCUCUGGGUCAAAACAUUCGACUCUUGACCUCCUGAAGUAUCCUCAACUGCGCAAGACGUUUAUCAUUGUUUCUAUUUGCUGGAUUGCAGAUGUGUUUGCAUAUGACGGCCUGCAGCUAAAUGUGAUAAAUCUAUCUGGCAAUGAAUUCCUCAACUUUUUUCUGCUGAUCUUGGCUGAAAUUCCAGGUUACAUGACGAGUUGGUACUUAAUGGAUCGUAUAGGAAGAAGAUGGUGUACAGCAGUUGGUUUCCUUCUGACAGGCCUCAUCUGUUUUUUGCCUAUAUUCAGAUUUCCACACGUGGAUCUCAUCUCCUCUAUCAUUGGAAAAUAUCUAGGAGCAGCGGCUUACAUGGCCACUUACCAGCAGAGCUCUGAGCUCUACCCUACAGUUGUUCGUUCCCUGGGCAUGGGUAUGAGCAGUAGUGUUGCAGCCGUCGUUUCCUUGAUCGUCCCGUACAUCGUCUAUUUCAGCAUCUAUGGAAAAGCUAUCCCCUUCGUUAUAAUUGGAUUCCUUUGCCUAAUUGCUGGAGUUUUAGCUACCCUUCUACCAGAAUCUCUAAAUGAAAAUCUACCUCAAAGUAUUCAAGACCGUGAAGAAUUUGGAAAAGAUCAAAAGUUCUUCUCUUUUAACAGGAAGCGACCCAUUUGUGAAGAAAGAGCUGAGUCGUUCAAGAUGAAACAUUCUAGUUAAAAUCCGUCUAAGGAAAUGCAACAGUACAGAGAUUCCCAUUUUUUUAUGCUCAAACUCUAGGUUUUCUACAAAAUUACAACUUUUGCAUCGUGAUUUCGUUCAUAGGCAUGGAAAUGAAAAUGUUCUGUAAUAGAAUUAUCAUAACAUAAGAUGAAAUUUCCUUCAUUCAAUUUAAUGUUGUUACGUAUUGUUGUAAAAGUUAAUUUGUACAUUGUUUAAGAUCAUGUUUUAUGAUUUGCAUUUAAAGUUGAGCUGUACCAUGAACAAAAAACAAAAGUAUAAAUAAAGAUUUAUG
This is a messenger RNA of Uloborus diversus, 2163 nucleotides long. RefSeq names its product organic cation transporter 1-like. Bases 207 to 1868 code for a protein of 553 amino acids. NCBI's taxonomy places the organism in Eukaryota, Metazoa, Arthropoda, Arachnida, Araneae, Uloboridae. Gene Ontology annotation, molecular function: transmembrane transporter activity. Gene Ontology annotation, cellular component: membrane. The transcript is spliced from 10 exons. The record is from RefSeq and is a predicted model, not a curated record. Gene Ontology annotation, biological process: transmembrane transport.